AUGGUUGUUGACGGAUCAAAUUUCGAGCGUCGACCGUCUGUCAGCAUACAGCGUCGGCUGUCGCAGCAAUUCCGUCGAUGUGCCUGGCGGGCACCUCCGUCCGAUACUAUCUACGCAGGCGUCUCUGCCUUCUUCUCUAAGAAACAUGGCACGACUAUUGCCAUCGCGGUCCGAGAUACCACUUACCUGCUAGACUUUGUCGAGAAAGUUUAUGAACCUGGUGAGCACCAGCCAUGCGCCGAAGAAGUUGUCCAAUACAUCACCUCCAAGCUCAAGGCAUACGAGGAGAAGCACCUGGAGAAGAUCGUCGGUGUUGCGAUGCCCAAGCAUGUCAUGGACCACUGCCCUGAUCUCUGCUCCCACUUGUGGGCAAAGCUGGAUAUCAUCCCCUUAGUGUUGCCAGAAUCGAGCUUGGUAGACCCCUUCACCUCAAGCGAGCAGGCGCCGCCGCGGAAUUGGGAUUCCAAGACGGUAGACGAGCAGGCCGAGUCGAUGACACGGAAAUGCGUGAGGUUGUUUGGACCGGAGAACAUUCCCUUGCUGCAGGUGGGCUUCAAGGGCCUUGUGGAGGUCGACACAGGCUUCCACGUGCGCAUGGCAAACCUUGAAGACUUCAAGAAAACGGUCUCCGCGAGUACGUGGGACGCAUGUCAGCAUUAUGCCUCCGAUCUGAAGAACCGGAAGGUGAAGGUUGCAUUCUUCAGCGCAACUCCCCAGGGCGGAGGAGUGGCUUUGAUGAGACAUGCCCUCGUGCGGUUUUCACACUCUCUCGGCACUGACUUCAAAUGGUAUGUCCCCAAGCCACGGCCAGAAGUCUUUCGGGUGACCAAGAACAACCACAACAUCCUCCAAGGCGUCGCACCUCCAAGCGAACGUCUGACCGAGGACAACAAAAAAAUGUUGACCGCCUGGAUCGAGGAGAAUACGAAGCGAUACUGGACUCUGCCCGGAGGCCCACUGUGUUCACCUGCCGAAGGGGGCGCAGACGUGUUGAUUGUAGACGAUCCUCAAAUGCCCGGGCUGAUCCCUAUCGCCAAACAAAUAGCCCCCAACCGACCCAUCAUCUUCCGGAGCCACAUCCAAAUUCGCAGCGAUCUAGUCAACCAACCUGGUACCCCACAGGCGGAGUCAUGGGGAUUCCUAUGGAGUCACAUCAAACUGGCGGACUGUUUCAUCAGCCACCCCGUGAGUGCAUUCGUGCCAUACAAUGUGCCCCCCGAAAUCGUGGGUUAUAUGCCGGCAACAACCGAUUGGUUGGAUGGGUUGAAUAAGGACAUGCGCGACUGGGAUGUUGCCCACUAUGGCCGUAUCUUUAAUGCAGCCUGCAGAAAUGCAGAGAUGCCGAUGAUCCAAUACCCAGACGAUCAAUAUAUUGUGCAGAUCGCACGCUUUGAUCCAUCCAAGGGCAUCUUCGAUGUGCUGGACUCCUAUGAAAAAUUCCUCCGCCGCUUGGUCAGUGAACGGCCGGAAAUGAGACCCCCAAAGCUGCUGAUUUGCGGUCAUGGCUCAGUGGACGACCCAGAUGGAGCGCUUAUCUACGACCAAGUGAUAGAUCACCUCGAGCAAAACCCGUACAUCCGCCAGCAGGUCUGUGUGAUGCGGCUGAGGCCCUCAGAUCAAGUUUUGAACGCUCUUCUCUCCAAGGCCACCAUUGCACUGCAGCUGUCGACCCGCGAGGGAUUCGAGGUCAAGGUCUCGGAAGCACUUCACAAGGGCAAGCCGAUCAUUGCCACGCGUGCCGGUGGCAUUCCGCUACAGGUUGAAAACAACAAGAACGGAUUUUUGGUUGAUGUCGGCGACACCGAUGCAGUGGCGCAGCAUCUGUUUGACCUGUGGACAGACGAGGCGCUCUACCGUCGAAUGUCGAAGUACGCAAUCAGCCACGUUGCCGACGAGGUGAGCACCGUGGGGAAUGCAUUGAGCUGGCUCUAUCUUGCUUCGAAGCUUUCCAAGGGAGAGCCCGUGCGACCGCAAGAGCGUUGGAUUAACUGUAUGGCGUUUGAGGAGAGCGGCGUUUCCCCUUCUCCAGACCUGCCUCGACUGACUCGAGCCGUUCAGGUGGACAAAAUGGGAUAG
This is a messenger RNA of Penicillium canariense, 2076 nucleotides long. RefSeq names its product putative trehalose synthase (Ccg-9) (gene ccg9). Gene Ontology annotation, molecular function: glycosyltransferase activity. Bases 1 to 2076 code for a protein of 691 amino acids. The transcript has 6 exons. NCBI's taxonomy places the organism in Eukaryota, Fungi, Ascomycota, Eurotiomycetes, Eurotiales, Aspergillaceae. The record is from RefSeq and is a predicted model, not a curated record.